UCUAUGUUGCAUUACAGCCAUGGACAUUUGUACAACGCUUUCUUCACACAGAUACUGUUAAACACUUGCUCAAUUGAAUUGCGUUUAAUUGACUCCUUGACCAAAAAAGGAAGUAAAUAUGAGUGGGGAAAGCUGACCUCUAAGCAGCUGGUGACCUGGCCUGUACCUAGGCAAAAGUGGAGAGGACUUUGAAUCUUUCUAAAGGCAUCACCCAACCAAACCGAGUGCUUCAUUCUCCCAAGGUGGGAAAACAAGUUGCCUACUGAAGAGAACUGGAAACAGGAGCAAGACAGACCUUAGCUGCUGGCCAGGCAAAGAAUUCAAUGACUUCAGUAAACCCCACGGACAAUCCUAUGUUUGCGGCGCCGCCACACAAUACAUAUCCUGUGAUGCCAGGGGGCAUGGCUCAGGUGCCCUUGUAUCCAAGAAGCCAGGCCCAAGUCCAGCUGAUUCCUGUGAACCCACCUGGUUUGAUGCCGUCUAUGAUUGGGCAACCUGCACAGAAAGCCUUGAAAGAGGGCAAAACCUUAGGGGCUAUCCAGAUCAUAAUCGGCCUGAUACACAUUGGCUUUGGCUCCAUCAUGCCGAUUCUCAUCCCAGGGUACUAUGUGUCCAUCUCUUUCUUUGGAGGCUUUGUCUACUGGGGAGGCAUCUGGUUCAUCGUUUCUGGAUCCCUCUCCGUGGCAGCAGAAAAGUAUCCAAGAAGUCUUUGCCUGGUGAAUGUCGACUUGGGCUUCAACAUCACCAGUGCUGUCUUCUCUGUGAUUGGAAUCAUGCUCUACAUCACAGAUUUAAGUAUCAACAUCAUCUGUCUCUACAGUGCCUACUGUAUUCAUAGUUACUGGAUUUUUAGCCCUGGAUUGGCACAUUCCAGCCUGCUGCUCAUCUUCUGUAUCCUGGAGUUCUGUGUUGUGUGUGCAUCUUGCCACUUUGCCUGCCAACUGGCCUGCUACCAACGGAAUAACACGGGCAUGGUCUUCCCAAAUGCCUACGUGGCAAACCCAGCAGUCAUCCCAGGACCAGCGAACACACCAAUGACUCAUUCCAAUGAGGCCCAGGGCUCCACAUGAGCAAAGCCAAUGGUUCUGGAAGCAUCUUUCAGUGAGACCAAAAGAAGACCUCCCCUUUUGGGGCUUCUGAAACCCAGAUUCUUCCUUCCCUGACAACCUAAACAAAUGUUUCUUCCAACUGCAUGUAUCCUGGACUUCAUUCAGUUCAGCCUGGAAAAUCAUUUACUAGAACUGAAUGGGCCUUAGAAAAACAAUAAAAAUGUAAUAUGGGGCAUAUAAUAUUCUUCACCUAUUUGUUGUGUAGUCUGAAAUGUUAGUACAUUGGGCUUCACAAAUAGGAGAGCCCGUCCUGUCUGAUACAUUCCUGGGCGGCUGGAUGCUGGAUGCUGGAUGGGGAGAGCAAGUCUGGCCCUCUCUCCACCUUCUUCAUUAUCUUUCACUGCCCCAUCUGAUUCCAUACCUUCUCACUUUACAGAAGUCUGAUCCUCAAAUUCAGUCCUCCACUCUGUUCUCAGAGCCUCCUUCCUGACUUGCUUAACCUGCGAGUUAACUCAAACACUCCUGAUGUGUCUCACCUCCUACUCUGUGGGUCAUCCCAGAGAAAGCAUCUUCUAACACACCUGUUACUUCUCUGGACAGAUGGGGCUUUCCACCUGCCACCUGCCAUCUGCCCUGCUGAAAUCACCACGGGCUUGUAGGAAGAGUCCCUUUCCUAUCCUACCACCUACCCUGUUAGUCCUGUGUGCUAGGCCCCUGAUGACAGAGGAGCCCUUCAGCAACCUGCAGUGACAGCUCACUGCCUCCUGUGGGCAAUAAAAUGGGCUUUUCCACAAGCUUCCAUCCGCAUACCUCCACUGGCUCCCAUGCUUUCCAGAGCAAUGGAGCAUAACAACUA
Manis javanica (Malayan pangolin) is the source of this 1905-nucleotide messenger RNA. RefSeq names its product membrane spanning 4-domains A8 (gene MS4A8). NCBI's taxonomy places the organism in Eukaryota, Metazoa, Chordata, Mammalia, Pholidota, Manidae. Gene Ontology annotation, cellular component: plasma membrane. Gene Ontology annotation, biological process: cell surface receptor signaling pathway. The record is from RefSeq and is a predicted model, not a curated record.